Anastrepha obliqua is the source of this 8770-nucleotide messenger RNA. RefSeq lists its product as uncharacterized. The record is from RefSeq and is a predicted model, not a curated record. Bases 410 to 7837 code for a protein of 2475 amino acids. The transcript is spliced from 8 exons. Lineage: Eukaryota; Metazoa; Arthropoda; Insecta; Diptera; Tephritidae.
AUGCACACGAUUACAAUUGGCUGCAGAAAAAUGAAAAUGGCUGAGUUUGUGUGAAAAACCUUUGAACGCAUUAGAGAAAAUUGUAUACAAAUUUGAGGAAAAACUUGUGUAAAUUUAUCAAAUUAUCAAGAAAAACGUUCAUCAAUUUCCAAUACAACUUGUGAAACAAAAAAGUGUUAAAGAAUUUAUGUAAAACCAUAGCAAAAAGCGUUUGAAAAAGUGCAUAUUUUUUCACGCCUAGAACAAGAUACAAUUGCAAAGAAUCUUGAGGCUACAUUCAUCAAGCUGUAGUGAAAAAAACAAAAAGCGAAACUAAAUAGACAGAAAGAAAAAGGGGGCAUAUCUAUGUAGUUUGCAAAUUUCAUAUCCAUGUACAUACCAAUUGUAUUGUAUAUUGCAAUAAUUUAGAAUGGCUGACGAUUCUGGUGAUAGUGAUAUCGAGCCACGUCCUUCGUGUAGCAAAAAUCGACGCAAUACUCGAGGAAGCUAUAACCGUGAUGGUGGUAAUUGCGCUGAAAGUAGGAAGGGCAGAAAACGUCGAUUCGUCAUGCGCAUCGAGUUCGAUGAUAGUGACGAAGAUUGUUCUUCGGCUUCAGAAGCAUCUAGCGACGAUGGUAAAGAAGAAAACAUGAACAUUGCCAACGAUUCACCAUCAAGUUCUACGAGAGCGCGACGAACUGGAUCAAAGAAAUCAAACAAAAAUGAAGAGUCGGAUGACAUUCAGAGGAAUAUGUCAAAGCGUCUGCGAAACAGACGCACAAAUAGGCUCUACCUGGACGGAAGCGAUUCGGAUGGGACUUCAAGUGGCAGUGAGAUUAAUCGGUCGGUAAAAACGCGCGUAACCAAAUCGUCGAAGAAAAUCAUCAUCUCUGAAGAUGAGCCCAUACAUUCAAAUGAUGAGGCAGCGGAUAAAGAAAGCAGCAUGCAAACGAAUGACAUUGAGGCAGGUUUCAACUCGGAUAGUAGCAGCAAUGAACUACUCGAGAAAUGUCCGAUUUGCCUCCUCACUUUUCGACAGCAAGAAAUCGGUUCGCCGGCUACAUGUGCACACAUAUUCUGUGCCAGCUGCAUCGAGGCUUGGUCCAAGAAUGUGCAAACAUGUCCUAUAGAUCGUAUCGAAUUCGAUCGGAUUAUUGUGCGGGAAAGUCAUGAAAAUCGUAGAAUCGUGCGCGAAAUUAACGUAGAUCCUAAUAAAAUCAAUAAAGAGCUAAUACUCGACGAGGAGGAUGGUCCCAUUGAUGAAGAUGUAACUUAUUGUGAGAUUUGUAAUAGCCCAGAUCGCGAAGAUGUUAUGCUGUUGUGCGAUGAAUGUAAUCAAGGUUAUCAUAUGGAUUGUCUAAUACCGGCUUUGACACAGAUUCCAGAGGGUUCAUGGUAUUGCGAUAACUGCUUCGAUCCCUCGGCUGAAAGUGACAAUGUGUCUGAAGAUUUAAAUUUGCUCUACGAAGACAUACGGGACAUGGGCAUACCAGAAGCGGCUCUUCGUGUAACGGAACUUCAACAGCCUCGCAUAUUGCGUACACGCCAAAAUGAACGCAUACGCGCUGCUGUAUUGCGCACAACACGCAGAUUGGCCGAACUGAUCGAAACGACUACAAACACGCCAACAGGCAACACGGAAACAAGUCGUGGCCGUGGUAGACCACGAAACAGCACAACCACCGCCGCAACUACAGGCACCACUAGGCCAACCCGUACAAGGCGUAAGCUUAGGAGGCGGCGUCCGCGUCGCGCGCGUAGACGUACCUAUGUUGUUGAGUAUGAUCUGAAUAAUUUCGAUGAAAAGUUCGCAAUUAAAGCGACUAAGAAAGUUAUUAAGAGACGUCGGCGCAAGCGCAGAGCAUCAGCGCGUAAUGCGGUUCGUUCUACCACUAGUGGUGGACGCAUGACGGCUAGUAAGCGCUUAGCAGAACAAAUGGGCGUCAAGAAAGAUCCUACAUACUCGUCUCACCUGUCGGGCACUUCGGCGGGGCUUUCACUAUUUGGUGGUGCAAAUGAUUUGGAAUACUUUUCGGACAGCGAUAAUAAUGGUAUUGAUCAUGAGAUCCAGCUUGAGAGUGGACAUGGCACUGCUGUACAAACAUCAAUACGCAUUUCCAAUUUUGGAUCGCAACGGGCAGCCAAAGGCAUUCUUUUGGGCAGACUACAAGGCAACAAUAGACGAAUUGUAAUGCCCGACUUGCCCGUACAAACUGGAGCACCUACCGGAGGUGAUUUGUUGUCGAGCAUAAUGGACAUGCAAGACCGCUGGCACAAUGCGGCAAGAAACAUGGAAAAUGUGCAUAUCAGUUCCGAUGGCACUUUGCAACUGCCAAGUGGCGGUAAUAACAGUAAUACUAAUGUCAACGUUGAUUCAAAUGCGCAGCAAAAACCUACCCCGCCUAACGGCAAUGCUAACGAACAAUCAAGCUCCACUAUAAAUCCACUGGCGGGCGUUACACAAGCGCCAGUGUAUUCGCGCGGCGGCGGUAAUCAGAGCUUCGGAAGUGGAGGCGGUACUGGUGGUGGUGGUGGUGGAGGUAACUAUAACAAUCGUUACAACAACAAUAGCCAAAAUAAUUAUCGCAACCAAGGCGGUGGAAGUGGCGGCCAAUACAGACACUCAACAGGUGGUGACAGUGGCGGUAAUUCGAACAGUAUGGUCGGUCGCGGCAAUUUCAAUUUUAGUAAUCAAAACUUCCAAAACAACAACAGUAAUCAGAGCUCAAAUUUUUCACCCUUCACAAUGCGCUUCAAUCAACGCAAUAACCAACGCAACCCCAAUCAACGCAACUCGUUGCCAUUUAUGCAUCGGAACGACGGUGACAGGCAGCAACAGCAACGCAAUCUGUUAAUAAAUACACCCAAUGAUGGGAAUAAUUUAUUUAGUGGGCUACCGCCACCUCAACAGCAGAAUGUGCCAAGUGAAAAUCAGCUCUUUGGCGAUUUACCACCACCCGUAAUGGGGGCACAAUCAGUCGCGACCCCUUCUCCGCUUAUACCUUCAGGGGCACUGAACAUGACAGGUCCGCCGCCCAUGUCCGGACCACCGCCGAUGUCGGGGCCACCACCACCCAUAUCAGGACCACCGCCAAUGUCCGGGCCACCGCCAAUGUCGGCACCACCUCACAUGACGGGACCACCUCCCAUUAUGGGUCCACUACCGAUGAGUGGACCACCGCCACCAGCAAUGGGUAUGAGUGGCCCGCCACCACCACUGGCAAUGCACUCACCAAUGCAAUCCAUUCGACCGAUUAUGACUGUUCCACCACCACCUGCGCCACCGCCAGGCGUACCGAUGCCUUGGGGCACUCCAAUAUUCCAACAACUUAAUAACGAUUAUGGAAAUGACGAUGACGAUUCGAAUUGUCCGAACUUUUCGGUUUACUCUGCCGAAUCACAAGAAGUUGCCAAAUCUACAGAAUUACAAUCACAAGCACAACCGGAAAGUGAAGCAGCUAAGGAAGACGAUGAAAAUGAAGAUUUAGUACAAUUAGAUGAUGACGAUGAAAUACCAAUGCCACCAGAAACUAAUCCAAGCCAGUCAGCAGCAGUUAAAAAUUCUGACUUGUAUGAGCCAGAAAAUCCGACAGAAGAAAACGACUAUGACGACGAAGAACAAAAAAAUAAUGAAGUAAGAGAUGAAAACAAAGACAAAGAUAUAGAAAAUGAUAAAGUUGAGAAGGCGAAUGAAAAUGAAGAGAUUGCAAAAGAAACUGCAUCGCCAAAGUAUGGCACACGCGAUGUCGCAGAUGAUGGCGAAUCCCAAUAUGAUCCAGAACAUGAGAUAGUAUCCAAUGAUGGUUCUAAUAUGGAGACGGAUAAAGUGGAAGAAAAUCUCGAUGACAGUAUUAAGAGUAACAGUGAACAAACUGAGAAUGAGGCGGAAAAAUGCACAGAUCGUAGCGAUCAUACACCGAGCCCAGCUGUGUCUGAAGCGAAAAUGCCUGAAAAUGAUUUAGGUACUGCCAGCAAGAAGGGCGUCUUAGAAUUGUAUGAUGAUAGUGAUUGGGAAGAAUUGGACAUUGAUAAGCCGAAAGAAUAUGAAAAAGCGGUGCAAGCAGCCGAUAAAUCCGACUUGGAAGAAGGUCAGUUGGAGGAUGAAUCAGAAAAGGUUAAGGAGCGCAACAAAAAGAAUAAGCCAAAGGCAGGUUCAGAAAUUAACGAAAGCGAACCGGACCGUUCUUAUACUCCAUGUUUGGAUGAGAAUAAUGAACCAGAAGAAGGUAAUGAAAAUGGACAAGCCGAAGAGAUAGGGACAAAGUCCUUAAAUACCUCGAAGAAUAGUAAUGCGGAAAACGACGUAGAAGAAGAAGAGGGUAAAACGCCUGAAAUUGUUGCGAACGAACCAGUCACCAUAGAGACCGAACUGAUUUCGGACGAUGAGGAUAAUGCACGCAGCACUAAGAAGCGUAGAAGCAGUAAGAAACGCGAUAGGCGUGAUAAGAAAGUUGAAACGUUCAAGAAAGUGAGCAGCAAACAAAAGAUACGUAACUAUCGCACCGAUAAGCAACAAGUCAACAAAACUAGGGAUCGACGUCGUAUUUCCAAAUCACGUUCCCGAUCCCGAUCUCGUUCCAGGUCCAGAUCCAGAUCACAUUCACGAACACCUACUCGUAGCCGAAGCCAUAUACGUAGUCGCUCGCGUUCUCCACGAGCUGUCGUAAGCCGCUCCCGUUCACCGUCAUAUUCAGCAAGAUCGCGCUCUAGAACGCCACGUGGUCGCGGCCGUAGGCGUUCGCGUUCCCGUUCAUUGCGUUCACGCAGUCGAUCGAACAAUAAAGAAAACAACUGGCGUCAGGGUGGCCGCUUCAAUAAUAACAUGAAUAAUAGGGUGCAAGAACGAAACAGAUUCCAAAGUCAAUAUCGUCCGAAACGUCGAGAAAUACCGCGCUAUAAUGUGCGCAACGUUGUCGGUAUGCAACGUAACUUUAGGGAAGUCAGGGAGGUCAGAGAUCGCUAUGGGCGUGAUACUAGCCGACAAAUGCGCAAUUUUAGCAGAUCACCAAGCCCCCGCGAUCGUAGAGGUGGUGGUAGGUCAUUCUCUAGAUCUCGUUCUCGUGGUCGUUCGAUGUCGCCCAGAAGAAAUCGACGCGGCAGUUUUAGUAUAUCACCAAGUCCACAACCCUUGAUGCAGCGACAGUCGGUUUCACCAAGACAACGGUAUCAUUCACCCCGUCGGCACUCGCUCUCACCACAUCGAAUGACGCCAAUGCAUGGACAUUCACGAACUCCGAUACGUAUGCGCUCACGAUCGAUGACACCUCAGCGUAUGGCUGGUAGAAAGGUCAUAAGACGCAUGCGGGGCGGUUCUCCGAUACCACAAGCAGUUAUCUCACGUUCCCCGUCUCGAUUACGUUCAAUUUCUGCUUCACCCAGGUAUACGCCGCGUUUACAUAGAAGCCACUCAAAGACGCCAAUUUUGCGCGCAACCAAAGGCAAAAAGAAAAAGUUAAAGGAAAAAGGUAAGAAAAAGAAGAAGAAGCGCCUGCCAAACUUAAGUCCGGAGCCCAAUAUUCGCAUCUCGCGCGAUGCUUUCGAGGUAGAUCGCCCACCAAAGAAGAAACGUCGCCAUUCACCAAAACAAAAGCCCGCCAUUGAAGAACCUACAUGGUCGCCAUCUCCCAGUCCACCGCCUGUACUCGACUACGAACGCGAUAACAAUAUCUCAUGGACGCCGCCAUUGGUGUCCCCGCGUCUUAUUCACGAAAUGCAUGGCAUCUAUCAGCCAGAACCACGUCGUAGCACUUCGAUAUCCAGCAAACGUGACAAACGAAAGCGUAUUAAGAAGAAGAAGAAAGGUGAAAAGCGACGCGAAGUGCGCAAGGAGAAACGGCGCACUAGACGCACCCAAACACCAGAACCAAUACCAUCAAAGGAAGUAUUUGCUUCAGGCAACAAUAUACUCGUUAGUGUAAGUUUCAAUAAAGAGGUUGCUACAAACCAGCAACCAUCACAAACAACAGUUGUCACGCUGCCGCCUACCCGUGAAGAUUUGCAUACGAAUCGGCGCAAUUCUAUUGAUUGUUUGAAUAGCUUGAACGCUGCUAACAAAAAGAAAAAAAAGCGCAAGAAGCUCGAUGCAAAACCUGUAGCGAUCAUCGAUCUGGAGCGGUCGCCAUUCCAGGUGCACCAGGAACCGGCCGACGUUAUAGUUCUUACCGAUAGUGAGGAGGGUGUCGGCGGACAAGACAGUGAGCACGAACAUGGGCAUGAACAAGAGCAUGAGCAUGAACGACGACGCGAACGCCGUCGCAGCGCAUCCAUAGCCGAAGAAAUGGAUCAUCAUCGCUCGCAAAUGAGUAAUGGAGUGCGAUCAUCUUCACAGCUAGACAAAACGCCACCACUAGAACGCGAACGUCUUGAAACCAUACUUGAAGAGUCUUAUGAUAUGCCACAAACUGGACCGAAGACACCACCUGAACCACCUACUGUUAAAUUCAACAUAGCCGCUAAAAAGCAGAAUAAAGUGCGAAACAAUCCAUUGCAUGAUGAGGCCGAAUUGAAUUCGGAAUCUGAAAUGGCGGAAGUACAUGAACCAGAUACACAUCGGUCAGAACUGGAAACCAUGCAUGUGCAAGGCAGUCAGAAAAUUGGUCCAAACACACCGCCUGAGUCCGGUCCAUGCUCGCCAGAUGCUUACGAUCCCUUUGAUCCUACAAAGUCACCAUCUAUGUCACCGCGUUCUCCGUCACCCGCGCCAUUGAACAGCACACAAACCUCAAUUGGAGGCGAUAAUGGUGUUGAAGUGGUGCCCCCUCAAAAGCACAUCGUCGACGAACAGCGUCUACCCAGUGAACGUAGUGCGAUCACUACACAGAUUUCCGCCACCGGCAGUGGCAUGACUUCACAAGGUCCCACACUCAACCCCGUUGAGUUAGUAAUGAAACUAAUGAACACAAAACAGAAUAGUUCACAAGAUUUGAACAAAUCCAUUGACCAACAAUACAACACAGCGACACAUGUGCACUCCACUAUCAUGGGCAAUGCUCACGAUGACGGCUUGGGCAUGCGCGACAAGACCGACGAGGCAUUGGGCCUCACUGUGAUAUCGAAUGUACUAUUAUCUAAUGGCAAUGCACAGGCCUCCCAACACAUACCAGUAAUUUCCAGUCCAACCCCCAUAAUGAAAAGUAAUCAAAUAUCAAAAUUGCCGCUGCCUAAAGUUUCUAGCAGUGUGGGCAGUAGCAGUGGUGCCGGCCUACCUUCGUCCAAUUCAAAUGCACGAAAUGGCGGCUUAGACGAUCAGGUGAAUCUAACUGAAAUGGAAAGUCCAUAUUCGCCUGGAUCCGCUGACUAUGAGGAUCUCUUCGAACCGCCACCCGAAAGUUCAGGUGCACCGCGUCGCUCGAAGCGUUCAAAUAAUGUCGGUGGUAAAAUGGAUAUGUUUGAUAACUUGUUCGGCAGCACUUCGCCCGUGGGCCAUACGCGUUUGCCGAAGAAAUUCAAGGCAAUAAUUACUAGUAGCACGAAGAAAUCGAAAGUUAAAGUCAACAAAACAGAAGACCACAUUAAAGUUUAUGAUGAUGUCCCAAAUUCAGCCGUUGAAUUACAAGUCAAAGAUAAGUUUUUACGGAAGCUGAAUCGACAGGAACGUGUUGUGGAAGAAGUUAAAUUGGUAUUGAAGCCGCGUUUCAACAAGAAACAAAUUACAAAAGAUGACUACAAGGAAAUUAUGCGACGAGCUGUGCCAAAGAUCUGUCAUAGCCGUUCGGGCGAGAUAAAUCCACACAAAAUCAAAAAUCUCAUCGACGCCUACGUGAGGAAGUUCCGUGCAAAGCACAAGAAAUUGAAUCUCCUCAACACAGGACAGGUCAGCAGCGCAGUCAAGUGUGCUGCCUACCUGAAGAAGCUGUAAGCGAAUGCCAAUCGUGCGUCGAACACGAUGCACGACCCCACAUAACGUAACAUACAUACAUACAUAUAGUGUGUAAGCGAAUAAACUGAGAUGGAUCAAAGGAAACCGGAGCAGCUUUUGCAUGCAGUUCAUACGUUAGAUUCAUAUAGGCAUACCCUUGCACUAGCGACACACACAUACACACUCACACGCUUAUACAAGCAAACAUUCUUGCAUGUAUAUGCGCGUUUCUAGGUUAUAAUGACCGAGCGGCAUAUACUCUUGGGAUGUAUAAACAUAUGUAGGUCCGCAAAGCAAAAAAAAAAAGAACCGUAGAAAAUUUGGAGUUGGGCGUAGUUAAAAUAUGAAACAUUGAGUGUAAACAUAAUUUUAGAUUUAAACAAAUUUUGGCAAUUAUAAAAUACUAAAAAUUUUAAAAGAACAUUAUUGUAAACAAUUAUCUUGCUUUUGAAUUAAAUAUAUCGAUUACUAGUUUCAGCGACACAUGGAAUGAAGUUAGCUGUUUAUUUAUUGGAUUGGCAUAAUAUAAAAUAUUUUACAUACACACUACUUAUAUAUAUUUAUACUUUUAUUUUCUCAAUUGUAUUUCAAACUAAACUCCCAUAAGGAAUACCAAUAGUAAUAGUAAAAUACCUGUUAUGCAAACCAUACAAAUGUAUUGUAUACUUUUAAGACCACCUUCGAAACAUCUGUGCUUCAAACAAAUGUAUUUACAUUUAUUAUAUCCCUUAUAUACUGCUUUUACGAAUCCUUAUGUCAAAGCAAUUUUUUUAUUAUUUUUAUUAAUUGUACCACUCUUUUGCUGUAACGCAGCUUUAUUGACAGAACAAGCGAAGUCUCCUGCCACAACGUUUCAUAUGAUUGCAGAAGUUUUGAAAUUCAGUAAAUUGUAUAAGUAUAUAUGUAUAAUAAAAAUAAAAUAUUAAAACAGAA